CACGUUUAUUUUGGAUUCUGUUUUUAUUGUAUAAUUUAUCCAGACUCAAUAAAUAAAUGAAAUAAUAAUACAAUAGAAAUCGAACGACGCUGGCAGCGAUAUCGACUAGUUUAGCCCUAUAAAAGCUCAUCGAAAGGCACUUGAAAACCAAAUUGAUUCGAAUUUCAAUUGAUUAUAACAACCUCAAAAGGACUCAAAAAUGAUGCAGAUCAAGUUCCUGUUCACCUUCUUCGCUCUGCUGAUGCUGGUCGUCCUGGGAGCCAAGGAAGCCGAUGCCGACUGCCUUUCCGGCAGAUACCGAGGACCGUGUGCCGUCUGGGACAAUGAGGCCUGCAGGAGGGUUUGCCGGGAGGAGGGAGGAGGACGCGUCAGUGGACACUGCAGCUCCAGGCUGCAAUGCUGGUGCGAAGGAUGUUGAAUGCAAGAUCCUAUAUUAUUUCCCCGAAACUGGACAACUUCUAUGAGCUCUUCUCUGCAUGAAUAAUCCAAUUCCCUUAAUAUUCGCAACUGUUUAAAAUAAAAUCAAGUCAAGAUCCAA
This is a messenger RNA of Drosophila santomea, 538 nucleotides long. RefSeq names its product drosomycin. Gene Ontology annotation, biological process: defense response. The transcript has a single exon. Lineage: Eukaryota; Metazoa; Arthropoda; Insecta; Diptera; Drosophilidae. The record is from RefSeq and is a predicted model, not a curated record. The coding region runs from base 200 to 418 and encodes 72 amino acids.